Molecule: messenger RNA, 1547 nt
Organism: Rhizophagus irregularis DAOM 181602=DAOM 197198
Lineage: Eukaryota; Fungi; Glomeromycota; Glomeromycetes; Glomerales; Glomeraceae
Biological process (GO): biosynthetic process
Cellular component (GO): cytoplasm; mitochondrion
Molecular function (GO): pyridoxal phosphate binding; L-kynurenine:2-oxoglutarate transaminase activity
Source: RefSeq, a predicted model, not a curated record
AAUAUAAUAACCUCAAAAAAUAAAUAUAUUUCCGAUUAUGGCUUACCAUAUGUACUACAUACGUCAUUAUCUAUAUGUUGAUUAGAUCCCGUUUGCCAAAAAGAACCCAGACAUGAAAAAUUUUCGCUCUAAUUCUUUGGUUUCUUGUGUUGGUUUUCUUGCUACCAUAAAGAAAAAACCUUUCGUAAAAUUUUCCUCCGCUUUAUUAACUCAGCGUAUAAUGGCUACUAAUACGAAAAUCUCUAGCGACAAUAAGCAACUUAUUAAAAGAUCUGAUAAAAUUGCACAUUUUAAACAAGAUGUAUGGUCUAUUUUUACUCCCUUGGCUCAGCAAUUCAAUGCAGCGAAUUUAGGGCAAGGCUUUAUGGAUUUUCCUCCACCAGAUUUUGUAAUAGAAGCUGCAAAUAGAGCAAUUAAUAAUCGGAAUGAUCAUCAAUAUAGUCCUCCUAAGGGUCGAGCAAAUCUAAAAAGUAUUUUAGCGAAGUCAUAUAGUCCUUUGUUUAAACGAACAUUAGAUCCUGAUUCAGAAAUUCUUCCCACCGCGGGAGCAAAUGAAGGUUUAUACGCAAUCUUCGCUGCAUUUUUGGAUCCGGGAGAUGAAGUUAUUCUAAUUGAACCAUUUUUUGAUCAAUAUAUUGCUAAUAUCACCAUGAAUGGUGGUGUUCCGGUCUAUGUCCCGUUAAGGCCUAUGGGUGACACAAAUAAAAUCAUGUCAUCAAGAGACUGGAAGUUAGACAUUAAUGAACUUCGAUCAAAAAUUACAUCGAAAAGCAAAAUCAUUGUUUUUAACACUCCGCAUAAUCCUGUGGGCAAAGUCUUUUCAAUAGAAGAAAUGGCAGAAAUAAAUAAAUUGGCCGAAGAAUUUAAUUUGAUGAUCAUAAGUGAUGAAGUGUAUGAUCGACUCUAUUAUGAUCCUGAUGUUCAUGAGCGAAUUGCUAAUCUUCCUGGUGCAUGGGAACGUACCAUCACCGUUGGCAGUGGUGGCAAAACUUUUGGCACGACUGGAUGGCGCAUUGGUUGGUUGAUUGGACCAAAACACUUGAUAGGAGCUGCCUUAUCCGCACAGACCAGAAUCGUCUUUUGUGUCAAUACACCGCUUCAGGAAGCACUUGCCAUUUCAUUUGAUUUAGCUGAAACAAAUAAUUAUUUUGAGAAUACUAUUGGAGAAUAUACACGUAGACGCGAAAAAUUGAUGAAAGCAUUAACGGAUGUUGGACUUCCCUAUACUAUUCCUCAAGGGAGUUAUUUUAUACUUGCAAAUACUGCAAAAGUCAAGAUUCCUGAAGAUUAUCCAUAUCCAGAUGUUAUUUUACAACGUCCUAGAGAUUUUAAGGUAUGUUACUGGAUGGCAAAGGAAAUUGGGGUAGUGGCGAUUCCUCCAAGUGAGUUUUAUUGUGAGGAAAAUGCACAUCUUGCUGAAAACUUUAUUAGAUUGGCAUUUUGCAAAACUGAUAAAACAUUAGACGAAGCUGCUAAAAAUUUACAAAAAUUGAAGAAAUAUAUCGAAGAAUAAUAAAUUAAUAAAAUUUUUGGUCUAAAGUAAUUGU